Molecule: messenger RNA, 675 nt
Organism: Notechis scutatus (mainland tiger snake)
Lineage: Eukaryota; Metazoa; Chordata; Lepidosauria; Squamata; Elapidae
Source: RefSeq, a predicted model, not a curated record
AUGGAUCACCUUCAGUGGCUGGUGAGGCUUUACGCGUUGGCGGUUCUCCUAGGUUUCCGCCUGGACCAGGGCGCUUGCCAGCACUACCUCCACAUCCGACCGGCCCCCAGUGACAACUUGCCCCUGGUGGAUCUAAUCGAGCACCCGGACCCUAUCUUCGAUCCCAAGGAGAAGGACCUGAACGACACGUUGCUGAGGACCCUGCUGGGUACCCACUUCGACCCGAGCUUCAUGGCCGUCUCCUUGGCUGAGGACCGUCUCGGCGGGGACGACCUAGCCCAGAUGGACCUGCUGCUGCGGCAGAGACCCUCCGGAGCGAUGCCCAGCGAGAUCAAAGGGCUGGAGUUUUACGACGGGGGGCUCCAGGCUAGCAAGAAGCACCGGCUGAGCAAGAAACUCCGUCGGAAGCUGCAGCUCUGGCUGUGGUCGCACACUUUCUGCCCGGUCCUCUACACGUGGAACGACCUCGGCAGCCGCUUCUGGCCCCGCUACGUGAAGGUGGGCAGCUGUUUCAGCAAGCGUUCUUGCUCCGUUCCGGAAGGCAUGCUUUGCAAGCCGGCCAAAUCCGUGCAUCUGACCAUUUUGCGGUGGAGGUGCCAGCGCCGCGGGGGGCAGCGUUGCACGUGGAUCCCCAUCCAGUACCCGAUCAUUUCCGAGUGCAAAUGCUCUUGCUAA